Molecule: messenger RNA, 289 nt
Organism: Meloidogyne enterolobii
Lineage: Eukaryota; Metazoa; Nematoda; Chromadorea; Rhabditida; Meloidogynidae
Source: the annotation of a GenBank genome assembly
AAUGAUUAAAUUUUCCCCAAUUAUUUUUCUAAAUUUAAUAAUUUUUUCUUUUUUCCUUUAUGAAAUUAAAUCAGCGAAUAUUGAUAAAUUUAAAAUACCUGAGAUUCCCAUUCAACACAGUGUUAGUAAGCAAAGAAUAAUGGAACCAGCAGCAUUACAAAAAUAUAAAGAAUGUGUUGCCAUAUGUGCCCACAAAGAAUUUAAUAUAUUUCCACUUGGACAAAAAGCAGGAAAGCACAAUUUUGGCUCAAUUCAAAAAUGCUCUGAUGGAUGUAAUAAGGGAAAAUAA